CCGAGGGUCCCACCCUUCCUUUUCCUUUUGUCGUCGACACUUCCGUGGACGUGGGGAUAAGCAACAAAAAAAGGAACCUCCUUUAAAAUGGCAGUGUUGACACGAUUCCAGCAUCUUCUUCUUCUUCAACCCGGAUUCCUCUCUUCUCAUCAGUCUCCUGUUCUCCGACAUCCUCUAAUCAGAACUCGAACAGUCAUCAGAUCGGUGAUGGGUUCUUCCUCUUCCUCCUCCUCCUCGAAGCUUCUCUUCCGACAGCUCUUCGAGAAAGAGUCUUCCACUUACACCUAUCUCCUCGCUGACGUCUCCCAUCCGGAUAAACCUGCUCUGUUGAUUGAUCCGGUGGACAAGACUGUUGAUAGAGACUUGAAGCUGAUCAAUGAGCUAGGCUUGAAGCUUGUCUAUGCUAUGAACACUCAUGUUCAUGCCGAUCACGUCACUGGCACUGGACUUCUUAAGACAAAGGUCCCAGGUGUGAAAUCAGUCAUUUCGAAAGCAAGUGGUUCUAAAGCAGACAUGUUUCUUGAGCCUGGUGACAGAGUAUCUAUUGGUGAUAUAUACCUUGAGGUUCGUGCUACACCUGGACAUACUGCAGGAUGUGUUACAUAUGUGACUGGAGAGGACGCGAAUCAGCCCCAACCAAGAAUGGCUUUUACCGGGGAUGCUGUACUUAUCCGCGGUUGUGGAAGGACCGACUUUCAGGGUGGAAGUUCGGAUCAACUCUAUGAGUCUGUGCACUCACAGAUAUUUACAUUGCCAAAGGACACACUGAUAUAUCCAGCUCAUGACUACAAAGGUUACGAGGUGAGUACAGUUGGAGAAGAGAUGCAACACAACCCACGUUUAACCAAAGAUAAAGAAACAUUCAAAUCCAUCAUGUCAAAUCUGAAUCUGGCGUAUCCGAAGAUGAUUGAUGUUGCAGUUCCAGCAAACAUGGUAUGUGGAUUACAAGAUUUGCCUGCUCAAGCCAACUUAUAACUCUCUACACAAAUGUCUCUCUCCCACACACUCUUGAGAGUUUGUUUCUUUGUCCAAUAAGGUCUUGUCGUAUUAGAUAAAAGAUCAUUAGAAGAUUGUGUAAGUUUUUUUUUUCUUUUUUUGCUUGCUAAAUAAGAUUGUGUAAGUUACAUUGAACAUAUAUGGAGUUUGUAUUGGAGAUAAUAACAUAUAUUACGUGUUCAACUUU
Messenger RNA from Raphanus sativus (radish), 1183 nucleotides. Its product is annotated as persulfide dioxygenase ETHE1 homolog, mitochondrial-like. Gene Ontology annotation, biological process: glutathione metabolic process; hydrogen sulfide metabolic process. The transcript has 8 exons. Lineage: Eukaryota; Viridiplantae; Streptophyta; Magnoliopsida; Brassicales; Brassicaceae. The record is from RefSeq and is a predicted model, not a curated record. Gene Ontology annotation, molecular function: sulfur dioxygenase activity. The coding region runs from base 88 to 975 and encodes 295 amino acids.